This is a messenger RNA of Elgaria multicarinata webbii, 2404 nucleotides long. Its product is annotated as F-box/WD repeat-containing protein 7-like. Bases 8 to 2227 code for a protein of 739 amino acids. Gene Ontology annotation, molecular function: protein binding. Lineage: Eukaryota; Metazoa; Chordata; Lepidosauria; Squamata; Anguidae. The transcript is spliced from 13 exons. The record is from RefSeq and is a predicted model, not a curated record.
GGCGGCGAUGUCGGGGGCUGCGGGCGGGCCGGGGCCCGGUGGAGGCGGCGGCGGCGGGAAGCUCGACAUCAACCGGGCCGGCGUGGCGGAGCUGGAGCGGGCGCUGGUCGGCAUCGGGCGGCGGCGGGCGAGGGGGAUCGUGCGCAAGAGGGAGGAACUGAAGGGCUUCGCCUCCCUGGAGGAGCUGCUGCACGUCAAGGGCAUCACGGGCCGGAUCCUGGAGCUGAACAGCCAGCGGGUGACGUGCUCGCCGCCCCCCCUCGCCGCCGACGCCGCCCCCCCUGCCGCCGCCCCCUCUGCGGAGGGCAGCGCCACACAGGCUCCGGAGGAAGAGGAGGAGGAGGAAGAGCCGGAGCCGGGUCGCCCUGGCGCAGCGCCUGCCCGCAGCCCCUGGAGGCCGGAUGGCUCGGCCGAGGCCGAAGGGGCCCCGGAGCCCGGCAGCUCCCACCCGCCGGGACCGCCGGACUCCGAGGACGAGGAGAGCGCGAGCAGCGACGGCGAAGGCAGCGGGGGGGACGUCUACUUCUACUACACGGUGGACGAGCGCUGGAUCGACUACCUGGAGCGCACCGAGGGCGGGGGCCUCAUCCACCACACGCGGCCCAAGAUGAAGCGCAAGUCGGAGAACGGCCUCGAUGGCAGAGCCCAGUCCCCUGGCAAAAAGCUCUGCAAGGGUCCUGAGAGGGGCAGGGUGCUGGGUCCCUGCGUCGCUAGUCCCACCGCCACUUUUGGAGACUUGCGGAACGCCAAGGCCGGCCAGCCACGCUGUCGCCACGUCCCCCCUGUGACGCCGCCACCUGAAUUGCAGGCCUGGCUCCGCACGUUCCAGCGCUGGAGCGGCCCAGAGAAACUGCUGGCCCUGGACGAACUCAUUGACCGCUGCGAACCCCCCCAGAUCAAGCACAUGAUGCAGGUGAUUGAGCCCCAAUUCCAGCGGGAUUUCAUUUCGCUUCUGCCUAAAGAGCUGGCCCUGUACGUGCUCUCCUUCCUGGAGCCGCGGGACCUGCUGCGCGCUGCUCAGACGUGUCGCUACUGGCGCAUUUUGGCGGAGGACAACCUGCUCUGGCGGGAGAAAUGCCGUGACGUAGGUAUCGAAGAGCCGCUGAGUUUGCGCAAGCGCCGUCUGCUCAGCCCAGGCUUCAUGUACAGCCCCUGGAAACUGGCCUUCUUGCGGCAGCACCGGAUCGACAUGAACUGGCGCAGUGGGGAUGCUCGCCCCCCCAAGGUCCUGAAAGGCCACGACGACCACGUGAUCACGUGCCUCCAGUUCUGCGGCAAUCGCAUCGUCAGCGGCUCCGAUGACAACACGCUCAAGGUCUGGUCGGCUGUGACUGGUGAGUGUGUGCAGACCCUGGUCGGGCACACAGGCGGGGUCUGGUCAUCGCAGAUGAGGGACAACAUCGUGAUCAGCGGCUCCACGGACCGGACCCUGAAGGUGUGGGACGCCGACACGGGCGACUGCGUGCACACGCUCUACGGGCACACGUCCACCGUGCGCUGCAUGCACCUCCAUGGCACCAGGGUCGUGAGCGGCUCACGGGACGCCACACUCCGGCUGUGGGACAUUGAGACGGGCCAGUGCCUCCACGUGCUCAUGGGCCACGUAGCUGCCGUGCGCUGUGUCCAGUAUGACGGGCACAAGGUGGUGAGCGGCGCCUACGACUACACGGUGAAAGUUUGGGACCCCGAGACAGAGAGCUGCAUCCACACCCUGCAAGGCCACAGCAACCGGGUCUACUCCCUGCAGUUUGAUGGCACCCACAUCGUGAGCGGCUCCCUGGACACUUCGAUCCGCGUGUGGGAUGCCGAGAGCGGCAACUGCCUCCACACGCUGAUGGGGCACCAGUCCCUGACGAGCGGCAUGGAGCUACGCGACAACAUCCUGGUCUCUGGCAACGCCGACUCCACCGUCAAGAUCUGGGAUAUCAAGACGGGCCAAUGCCUGCAGACGCUGCAAGGGCCCAGUAAGCACCAGAGCGCCGUCACCUGCCUCCAGUUCAGCUCGAAGUUCGUGGUGACCAGCUCGGACGACGGCACCGUCAAGCUCUGGGACCUGAAGACUGGAGAGUUUGUGCGCAACCUGGUGGCGCUGGAGAGUGGGGGCAGCGGGGGGGUGGUCUGGCGCAUUCGCGCCUCCAACACCAAGCUGGUGUGUGCCGUGGGGAGCCGCAACGGGACUGAGGAGACCAAGCUCCUGGUGCUGGACUUCGACGUGGACCUGAAGUGAGCAGAGCUGGUCUGUGAUGUGAGAGGGCGCCUGCAGGCCGGGCGCCCCCGUGGGGGGUGGGGGGCAGGGUGCUUGUCGGCGCACCUUAUUUAUAGCUGGACACGUGGGGCCCCGAGCGGCCGGCGGAGCACCAGGGCCUGCUUUUGUACACACUCGUAAUAGAACACUUUAUUUCUG